Molecule: messenger RNA, 3036 nt
Organism: Gamsiella multidivaricata
Lineage: Eukaryota; Fungi; Mortierellomycota; Mortierellomycetes; Mortierellales; Mortierellaceae
Exons: 4
Coding region: 99-2798 (899 amino acids)
Source: RefSeq, a predicted model, not a curated record
CCUCUCCCUGCCUCUCUCUGUUGGGCUCACUUUUUCCCCUCGCCCUCGCGCACUCUCUGAUUUUGUUUGAUUCACCUGUUCAGCCCUGUCUCUGAAAAAUGAGCGGACCACUAGAUGGUGACCGUGGAACAGGAGCAGAGUCCACGGCAUCGACGCGUCCAACAAGAUUGAGUGGCCCUCAAACGCAGCAGCUGCAGCAAUCUAGGCCACAGCAACACCAGUCGCAGCACCAACUGCAGCACCGGCAUCAACGCCAAAUGCUCAAUCUUUCAUCUAGUCCCAACGCAAGAGGGACUGGUACAGCGUCGAGCUCAGAAGGACCCAGCACACAAGACCCAGCCAAUUAUAGCACAGGAAAUCAAGGCAAUGUCGGAAGUCGCAUAGAGAGUCAUCAGUCUACCUGGUGCCGGGGUGCCGACAUCCAGGAAGGCCAGAGCGCCAUGCAUGGGUCAGGAGCGACGCGUCAGAUUUCAACUUUGAAUCUCUUAAGCGAUCAACACCAACAUCGCCAGCGCAACCGUCAGCACCAGCCGCAAAAGCAGUGCUAUCAAAGUGACCAUAACCACCGUGAUAGCUCUGCGCCUCUCGAAAACCAUGAUUACGCGUAUCAAAGAGUCCAACCAACGGGAUUCAAUCACGCACGCACCCCAAGGCAGACAUCCGCUGACAAACGCGGACAUGGCACUGAACAUGAGGACGACACUAAGGGAUCAAGGCAUUCAUCGAUGCCGUUGAGUUCAUCAGGAGGAAACUCGGAAAGAAUAUCGUUACCGGAGGCUCCGAAUGCCCAUAGAUCGGAAGAGUCUCUAGUCGGCGGUGCUAUCAAUCGUGAUCGAAGACCAAAAGACAGUGACAGAGGGCACCAUCCUGACUGGGGUUCAUCAAUACAGUCGUAUACAAGGGCGAAUCAUCAGCGACAACAUAAUCAGUAUCAUUACCUCCAGCCUCACAACCGUUCAAAGCCGACAGAGGGACAUGUUUCAGCUCAUGAAAAGCUCCAGUCCACACUCGAACGACAGCAGGAUGCACGGGCUACUGACUCUAUAGACGAUUGUGGCCUUCCUUCGUCCCAAGAAAGACGCGACCAUGAGUUCAGAUCCGCUCGAACCGUAGAAACGGGGCACGAGCAUGAUCUUCAUAUUCAGCACCACCAAAAUCUCACUCGAUCGCAUUCCUCGCCACAGGAUGCGGCACCUCUUAACCAGCGCAAUGUGAGGUCCACAGAUCAAAGCAACCGUGAGUAUCGCCACCCAUUGUGGCAUGAAGGACAGUAUCAACCGGAUAUCUCGACACAGCAACCGUCAGAGGAGCACACCCAGUCAACGCCAUUACACAAUCGACCGUCACCAAGCAUGCUUGAACAUGACAAUGAAGAGUACUCCACACAACACAGACGCCUUCGGCCGGAUGAGCAACCAAACAAGCAUCAUCAGCAUCAAUUUCAACAUUACAAACAACACCAUCAGCACCAACGUUUGUUUCAAGGCUCUAAAGUGGUUCCAACCCAGGCGCCCCUUGAUAUCCACCGUCAUGGAGUUCGAGAAAUGGUAAAGCAUCAAGGAAAUCAAGGUACAUUUCACAAUGCUCCGAAGAAGCCGGGAUACGAAUGCGCCUCGCAGCAGCAGCAAAAUUCGAACUGGCUUGAAGCAGAUCAGCUCCCACAUCAGCACUCUCAGCUGCACGCGCAAAUUCCACAGCAGUCUAUUGAUCAUAGUCAGCGGGAGGCACCUCAAGGAAUCAUUAUUGGACCGGCCACUAGCGUCAAUGCUUCCGAUGGAAACGAAGGUCAUAUGGCAUCUUCACGGUAUACGCCUCAGGACAUGAGAAUGAGUCAAAGAUCGUUUUCUGGAUCUGAGCGACAUAGUAUCCAACAUUCAAUGGUUUCGGACGGCUCUAGGCCAGAUACUGGCCCAGGCACAAUACAGCGAGCAAACCGAGUACAGACCGGGACCCCAGUCAUCAAAUUUGUCGCGAAUCAUUAUAAAACAGGACCGGACAUAUCAAAUGUAGGUUGUGGCACGGAAAACAACGGCGGCCAAGGGCCGUAUCGCCGAAAAGAGCGCGAGGGAGUUGACACUGAUUCGGACGAUGUAGCAAAAGAAAAGAAAGGCGAACGCGACAAGGAGAGGCUGAACGUCCGUUUGAAGGGCGUGGGCGAAGAAGAGAACCAUGUCGUACAAGUAGAAGGAGGCAGUCAUGAUGAUCGGUUCGGUAGUCCAGCACCACUGACGGGUUUCGGCUCACAUAUGGUCUCGCGAACUCAGUUGUCUGGAGAGUCGUUGUCUUUAGGCGUCAGAACGGACAGCAGAUGGCGAGAAAACAGUAGCUCUUCACCCACAGAAUCAUCCGCGGGGGCGUUUUCCCCAGGAUCCAUGCCUGAGAAUGUGCCGCUCAGUGAGCGAGGAGUGGGUAUGCAGCGGGGUUAUUUGCGGAAGAGAUCAAGACGAAACGCGGAUGGGACCUGGGGAAAAGAUCCUGGAGUUAUUUCGCUGCAGAUAGGGCCAAAACAAGAUCAGACUGUGAAGCUCAUGGACGAGAGCGCAACAGAAGCAUCGGAUCGUUUAUUGGUGUCGCAGCAGACUUCAACCGUGUCCUCAUCUAUCGAUACUCACAAUGAGUCCCAGUUAAAUUCAAACCCUAUCCCCAAGAGAGCCGCGAAAUCCGUGGUUAGCACUAUCGCGCCGAUCAACAUGGCUAGUCGUAGGACGAACCGAUCCACAGGCAUGUCCUUUAACCGUUUAUUUUGCAAGGUCUCUUUGAACACGAUUGUUUUACACGCAUUGCAUAGAUUUGGGUGAAGAGGCGUUAUGUUUCUACUGGAUAAGGGGCUUUAAAACCAUCUCGUACAUCGACAUGGAAUUUGCCCUGCUUCCCUUUGUCUCAUGCCAUAUCCCUCACCGUGGACUGAAGAUUUUAAUAUGGACAUGUUAUCAGUGAGGUCAUUUCUCAAGUUGAAUGUCGAUAUCGAAAUGGGCAUUUCUACCACCGUUCGAUCGGCGCGUUGUUGUAUAACAGGACGACGCACUUUAAGCUAUC